AUGGCGAAGGAGCCAUUCGGGGCGGCACCGCCUUUGUUCUCCCUUCCUGUUGCCGACGGAGUAGAAGACAGCAACCCUGGUGACCACGGCCGUCCUCGUGGCUGCGGGGUUGGGGUCCCGGGCAGUCAAGCCGCGGUUGUGUUCGGACAGGGAGAGAGCGUGGCCGGGGCCGCACGCGCCUCAGCGGGGAGGGACGCGGGCCGGCGCGAGCGCCCGGCCGUUGGCGCGGGACCAUCCGAGCCACAGGAGUCCCGGAGACCGGCCUCCCGGAGGGGAGUUUCAUUUCUCCCAUCCCCGUCCCUCCCCACCCCAUCCAUUAAUAUUAUUCUUUUGAAGACUCUUCAUUGUCAAGCCGCCAAAGUGGAGAGUGCGAUUGCAGAAGGGGGUGCUUCUCGUUUCAGUGCUUCUUCGGGCGGAGGAGGAAGUAGGGGUGCACCUCAGCACUAUCCCAAGACUGCUGGCAACAGCGAGUUCCUGGGGAAAACCCCAGGGCAAAACGCUCAGAAAUGGAUUCCUGCACGAAGCACUAGACGAGAUGACAACUCCGCAGCAAACAACUCCGCAAAUGAAAAAGAACGACAUGAUGCAAUCUUCAGGAAAGUAAGAGGCAUACUAAAUAAGCUUACUCCUGAAAAGUUUGACAAGCUAUGCCUUGAGCUCCUCAAUGUGGGUGUAGAGUCUAAACUCAUCCUUAAAGGGGUCAUACUGCUGAUUGUGGACAAAGCCCUAGAAGAGCCAAAGUAUAGCUCAUUGUAUGCUCAGCUAUGUCUGCGAUUGGCAGAAGAUGCACCAAACUUUGAUGGCCCAGCAGCAGAGGGUCAGCCAGGACAGAAGCAAAGCACAACAUUCAGACGCCUCCUAAUUUCCAAAUUACAAGAUGAAUUUGAAAACCGAACCAGAAAUGUUGAUGUCUAUGAUAAACGUGAAAACCCCCUCCUCCCUGAGGAGGAGGAACAGAGAGCCAUUGCUAAGAUCAAGAUGUUGGGGAACAUCAAAUUCAUUGGAGAACUUGGAAAGCUUGAUCUUAUUCAUGAAUCUAUCCUUCAUAAGUGCAUCAAAACACUUUUGGAAAAGAAGAAGAGAGUCCAACUCAAAGAUAUGGGAGAAGAUUUGGAAUGCCUCUGUCAGAUAAUGAGGACAGUGGGACCUAGAUUAGACCAUGAACGAGCCAAGUCCUUAAUGGAUCAGUACUUUGCCCGAAUGUGCUCCUUGAUGUUAAGUAAGGAAUUGCCAGCAAGGAUUCGUUUCCUGCUGCAGGAUACAGUAGAGUUGCGAGAACACCACUGGGUUCCUCGCAAGGCUUUUCUUGACAAUGGACCAAAGACGAUCAAUCAAAUCCGUCAAGAUGCAGUAAAAGAUCUAGGAGUGUUUAUUCCAGCUCCUAUGGCUCAAGGGAUGAGGAGUGACUUCUUUCUGGAGGGACCUUUCAUGCCACCCAGGAUGAAAAUGGAUAGGGACCCACUUGGAGGACUUGCUGAUAUGUUUGGACAAAUGCCAGGUAGUGGAAUUGGGACUGGUCCAGGAGUUAUCCAGGAUAGAUUUUCACCCACCAUGGGGCGUCAUCGUUCAAAUCAACUCUUCAAUGGCCAUGGGGGACACAUCAUGCCUCCCACACAGUCACAGUUUGGAGAGAUGGGAGGCAAGUUUAUGAAAAGCCAGGGGCUAAGCCAGCUCUACCAUAACCAGAGUCAGGGACUCUUAUCCCAGCUGCAAGGACAGUCGAAGGAUAUGCCACCUCGGUUUUCUAAGAAAGGACAGCUUAAUGCAGAUGAGAUUAGUCUGAGGCCUGCUCAGUCGUUCCUAAUGAAUAAAAAUCAAGUGCCAAAGCUUCAGCCCCAGAUAACUAUGAUUCCUCCUAGUGCGCAGCCACCGCGCACUCAGACACCUCCUCUGGGACAGACACCUCAGCUUGGUCUCAAAACUAAUCCACCACUUAUUCAGGAAAAGCCUGCCAAGACCAGUAAAAAGCCGCCACCCUCAAAGGAAGAACUACUUAAACUAACUGAAACUGUUGUGACUGAAUAUCUGAACAGUGGAAAUGCAAAUGAAGCUGUCAGUGGUGUAAGAGAAAUGCGGGCUCCUAAACACUUUCUUCCUGAGAUGUUAAGCAAAGUAAUCAUCCUGUCACUAGACAGAAGUGAUGAAGAUAAAGAAAAAGCCAGUUCUUUGAUCAGUUUACUCAAACAGGAAGGAAUAGCUACAAGUGACAACUUCAUGCAGGCUUUUUUGAAUGUAUUGGACCAGUGCCCCAAACUGGAGGUUGACAUCCCCUUGGUGAAAUCAUAUUUAGCACAGUUCGCAGCUCGUGCCAUCAUUUCAGAGCUGGUGAGCAUUUCCGAACUAGCGCAACCACUGGAAAGUGGCACCCAUUUUCCUCUCUUCUUACUUUGUCUUCAGCAACUAGCUAAGUUACAAGAUCGAGAAUGGUUAACAGAACUUUUCCAACAAAGCAAGGUCAAUAUGCAGAAAAUGCUCCCAGAAAUUGAUCAAAAUAAGGAUCGCAUGUUGGAGAUUUUGGAAGGAAAGGGACUUAGUUUCUUAUUUCCACUCCUCAAAUUGGAGAAGGAACUAUUGAAGCAAAUAAAGUUGGAUCCAUCCCCUCAGACCAUAUAUAAGUGGAUUAAAGACAACAUCUCUCCCAAACUUCAUGUAGAUAAAGGAUUUGUGAACAUCUUAAUGACUAGCUUCCUACAGUAUAUUUCUAGUGAAGUAAACCCACCCAGUGAUGAAACAGAUUCUUCCUCUGCUCCUUCCAAAGAACAGUUAGAGCAGGAAAAACAACUGCUUCUUUCUUUCAAGCCAGUAAUGCAGAAAUUCCUUCACGAUCAUGUUGAUCUACAAGUAAGUGCCCUGUAUGCUCUUCAGGUGCACUGCUACAACAGCAACUUCCCAAAAGGCAUGUUACUCCGCUUUUUUGUUCACUUCUAUGACAUGGAAAUUAUUGAAGAAGAAGCUUUCUUGGCUUGGAAGGAAGACAUAACCCAAGAGUUUCCCGGGAAAGGCAAGGCUUUGUUCCAGGUGAAUCAGUGGCUAACCUGGCUAGAAACUGCUGAGGAAGAAGAAUCAGAGGAAGAAGCUGACUAAAGAACCAGCCAAAGCCUUAAAUUGUGCAAAACAUACUGUUGAUAUGGUGUAACUGCAUUUGACCUAACCACUGCGAAAAUUCAUUCCGCCGUAAUGUUUUCACAAUAUUUAAAGCAGAAGCACGUCAGUUAGGAUUUCCUUCUGCAUAAGGUUUUUUGUAGUGUAAUGUCUUAAUCAUAGUCUACCAUCAAAUAUUUUAGGAGUAUCUUUAAUGUUUAGAUAGUAUAUUAGCAGCAUGCAAUACUUACAUCAUAAGUUCUCAAGCAGAAGGCAGUCUAUUGCAAGGAUCUUCUUUGCUGCCAGUUAUCAUAGGCUGUUUUAAGUUAGAAAACUGAAUAGCAACACUGAAUACUGUAGAAAUGCACUUUGCUCAGUAAUACUUGAGUUGUUGCAAUAUUUGAUUAUCCAUUUGGUUGUUACAGAAAAAUUCUUAACUGUAAUUGAUGGUUGUUGCCGUAAUAGUAUAUUGCCUGUAUUUCUACCUCUAGUAAUGGGCUUUAUGUGCUAGAUUUUAAUAUCCUUGAGCCUGGGCAAGUGCACACGUCUUUUUAAAAGAAACAUGGUUUACUUGCACAAAACUGAUCAGUUUUGAGAGAUCGUUUAAUGCCCUUGAAGUGGUUUUUGUGGGUGUGAAACAAAUGGUGAGAAUUUGAAUUGGUCCCUCUUAUUAUAGUAUUGAAAUUAAGUCUACUUAAUUUAUCAAGUCAUGUUCAUGCCCUGAUUUUAUAUACUUGUAUCUAUCAAUAAACAUUGUGAUACUUGAUGUAGCUGAGUGUGACUAAACUAGCAUCCACCAAUCUAUGGGCAAACAAGACUUGGAACGUUUAAAAUCUUACCUAUUCUAAUUCCCUUUCCAUGAGGAGAGGGAAUUUCUCAGGUCAGAUUGUUGGAAGUAACCAAUAAACAAACAGCUCCUGUGACCAAAGGCAGUGCUGAGAUCACAAGUCUUGUGAAUUUGGAGUACAUUGCUAAUGCAUAGCAACAAACUGGAUGACAUUUAUCUUUUCAUUGUCAUGCUGAAAUACAUGGUAGCCUCAGAGAGGCUAAUAGCCACCCUCAUGGCCAAGACAGCACAGCUUCAACCUGCGGGUAUUCCCAGCAGCAGCUGCUGUGGAGUCCUAGGUACCCUCUUAGGGGAGAGCCUCUCCAGACAAAGACAGGAAGAAACCAUGCUGUACUGCUGUGCCUGACAGCUUUGAUGUGUGAAAGGUCUAUCAGGUUCAUCUCCAAGACAAGUAGUGAGUGGAACCAAUAUGUCAUCGAUUCAGAAAAGCUAGUCCUCUCUAUUUUAGCAGUCUUCCUCUUCGUGGAAGUUCUCACACAAGUAACAUUCAUAGUUUUUGGUGGAUUAUGCUGAGUACAAUUCAGGCCAAGCAGACUGCUGCAAAUACUUCAUUUCAGAUAAAAGAGAACUUUGGGGAAAGGGCUAGGUUGUGGAGAUAAGCCAUAAAUUGCAUUAUUCCUAGCCUGCCCAACCACCCUAUCAAGGAGGGGAACAGUUUAACCUAGCAAGUGCAGUCAGUAUAUGGUUAGAAUUCUGUUUACAGCCAGAAUUAUUCCAAUUCAGCUAAGAAAUUGGGCCAGUCUUAGGCCAGAUGUGCAUUUGUCUCACUGGUUGCAGAAGCUAGGUUUUCACCAGUGCCCACCCCACGCUUCAAGAACAACUUAAAUACGACCCCUGGAGUAGCAUUCUCAUCUUGUUUUAGACUCUGAACAGUGUAUUUCACAACCUACCAUAGUGUGGAAAGUUUGUUAUGUACCUGACGAGCGCUUUGUAUAAAUAAUAAUGCCUUUAGCAUCAGUA
Artibeus jamaicensis (Jamaican fruit-eating bat) is the source of this 4888-nucleotide messenger RNA. RefSeq names its product eukaryotic translation initiation factor 4 gamma 2 (gene EIF4G2). Lineage: Eukaryota; Metazoa; Chordata; Mammalia; Chiroptera; Phyllostomidae. The record is from RefSeq and is a predicted model, not a curated record. Gene Ontology annotation, cellular component: eukaryotic translation initiation factor 4F complex. Gene Ontology annotation, molecular function: mRNA binding; translation initiation factor activity; protein binding. The transcript has 23 exons. Bases 1 to 3084 code for a protein of 1027 amino acids.